This is a messenger RNA of Dentiscutata erythropus, 1221 nucleotides long. Lineage: Eukaryota; Fungi; Glomeromycota; Glomeromycetes; Diversisporales; Gigasporaceae. The record is from the annotation of a GenBank genome assembly.
AUGGAGCCGGAACCGUCUGUGCCCUCCCAAAGGUCAAUCCGAAAAAAUUACAGUCUUGCUACAGAGUUAGUUUUCAUAGACAAUUCAGAUGGGACAGGUGUUAGAGAUCUUUAUAAUGCUUCCUCUAUACCGAUUUAUCAGACAGCGACUUUCAAGCAGUCAUCAGCAUCAAGAAUGGAAGACUUCGAUUAUACAAGAAGCGGAAAUCCAACCCAGAAUCAUCUCGCAAAAAUUAUGUCUGCGAGUCGCGCAUAUGUCGUGAGUAGUGGUAUGAGUGCGUUGGAUGUGGUAGCUCGUUUGGUCAAAACUGGUGAGGAGAUAAUUGCCGGAGAUGAUUUAUACGGAGGCACGAAUCGACUUCUUGCAUUUCUUAAUAAAAGUUUUGACAUUAAAACGCAUCAUGUUGAUACAACGAAUUCGGAUACACUUUUACCAUAUUUACAUCCUACAAGGACUCGCCUUAUUCUUCUAGAAUCCCCUACAAAUCCAUUGAUUAAAAUUUCGAACAUUCCAAAGAUUGCAUCGAUCGUUCACGAGCGAUGUCCAAAUGCCUUAAUAGUAGUUGAUAAUACCAUGAUGUCUCCUUACCUUCAAAGACCUUUAGAAUUCGGUGCGGAUAUUGUGAUACAUUCUGGAACGAAAUAUCUCAGUGGUCACCAUGAUUUAAUGGCUGGCGUGAUAGGUGUUAAGGAUGAAAUUGUUGCUGAGAAAAUUCAUUUUACCAUUAAUGCAACUGGGUGCGGUCUUACACCAUUUGAAUCAUGGCUGUUACUUCGAGGCAUCAAGACUUUGGCCGUCCGAAUGGAAAAGCAGCAAGCUAACGCGAUGCGAAUAGCAGAGUUUCUCGAGUAUCAUGGGUUUAAAGUUAUGUACCCUGGGUUAAGGUCUCACCCACAAUAUGAUUUACACAUUACUAUGUCCCGUGGACCAGGUGCUGUAUUGAGUUUUUUGACCAAUAAUACAGAAAUUAGUGAACGUGUAGUAGAAUCCACGAAAUUAUGGUCCAUUAGUGUCAGCUUUGGGUGUGUCAAUUCGUUAAUAAGAAUGUCACAUGCGAGUAUUCCUGCCGCAGUACGGAAAGAAAGAGGUUUCCCUGAAGAUUUGAUUCGUUUAUGUGUUGGAAUUGAAGAUGUAAACGAUUUGAUUGAAGAUUUAUAUUCAGCAUUAGUUACUGCUAAUGCCAUAAACGUCAUAAAACCAAAUGGAUAUAUUAAUAAAUGA